Molecule: messenger RNA, 993 nt
Organism: Cladocopium goreaui
Lineage: Eukaryota; Dinophyceae; Suessiales; Symbiodiniaceae
Source: the annotation of a GenBank genome assembly
AUGAGCAAACCGAAAGUUUUCGUCACCCGACUGAUCCCCGAGGCUGGUCUGGACCUGGUUCGCGAGGCGUGUGAUGCCGAAGUGUGGAGCGAGCCGCUACCACCGCCGAUCGAGGUGGUGAAGGAGAAGUUGGCCGGCUGCCAGGGCUUGCUGUCGCUGCUCACCGAGAAGAUCGACGGAGAACUGCUCGACGCCCUGCCGGAUUUGAAGGUAGUGAGCAACUAUGCCGUGGGGUUCAACAACAUCGAUAUCCCGGCUGCCACAGAACGUGGCGUCUGCGUAGGGAACACCCCCGGAGUGCUCACCGAAGCCACGGCCGACCUGGCUUUUACGCUGUUGAUCUCCGCAGCCCGUCGGGUAGUGGAAGGGCAUCGAUACACCGUCGAGGGCAAAUGGAGGACCUGGGAACCUCGCGGACACAUCGGGCAGGACCUGAUGGGUAAGACCAUCGGCAUCAUCGGAAUGGGCCGCAUUGGCUACGCCAUGGCCAAGCGGUGCCACCUGGGGUGGGACAUGCAGGUCCUGUAUCACGAUCCAAACGUCAACGAACAUGCCGACCGCGACCUGAAAGCCAAACACGUCGAUUUCGAAACGCUGCUGGCCGAGUCCGACUUCAUUUCUGUCCAUGCCGACCUGAAUGAAACAACCAAAGGCAUGUUCGACUCGAAGGCCUUCAAGCAGAUGAAAUCCACGGCCGUCUUCGUCAACACCGCCCGGGGGCCCUUGGUGGUAGAAGCUGAUUUGACUGCGGCGCUCAAGCAGGGUGAGAUCUUCGCCGCGGGGCUUGAUGUAACCGAUCCCGAGCCACCGAACAUGGAAAACCCUCUGCUGCAACUCGAGAACGUCACCAUUCUGCCGCAUAUCGCCAGCGCGACGGUGUCGAGUCGAAACGGAAUGGCCCGAAUCGCCGCAGAGAAUUUAAUCGCUGGCGUUCGGGGUGAGGCGCUGCCUCACUGGGUGAACCCCGAGGUUGCCGAUCGCCGGCGCAGCUGA